CAAUAAAACCCGCGACCGCAAGGCGCCCCCGGUGUCACCGCCACGCGUGUCCGCGAAACCCGCCGCCUCCCGUCGGCGUGCCGCGUGCCUACCCCUCCCCCUCCCCCGCCGCCGCCGCCGCCCCAAGCGAGUUGCUGGCUCCUUCUUCCGCCGCACGCUACCCCUCCUCCCCGACCCCGCCGCCCCGAUGAGCGGCCGCGACAACCACCAAUGGCCGCCGCCGCACCGAGGCUACGACCCCCGGGACCCCGCCGCCGCGUGGCAGGGCGACGCCUCGACCUCCGCCGCCGCCGCGGCGGCGGCCGCGGGGGUAAACCCCUACAUCUACGUCCCCAACCCCCAGUACGCCCCCAACCCUCUCAAUCUCGUCCUCAAUCAUGUGCUCCACAACCCCGCCGCCCUCGCCGCCUACCAUCACCAGCAGCAGCAACAGUACCACCACCACCAGCAACUCCUCCAUUCAUCUGCGUACCACCAAAACCCUACCCAUAAUCUCCAGCACCGCGCUGCCGUCCCUGCACCAGCAGCACCGGCGGCCGCCCCUAGCAUCCAGCACCGCCCUGUCGCCCCCGCGACAGCCGCGGCCGCGCCGGGGCAGCCUCAGCCGAAGAAGAAGAAGAAACAGAAGGAGCCGGCUCCGCAGGCGCAUCCCCCGCCACCCCUGCCCCCACCGCAGCAGCAGCAGCAGCAGCAGCCAAAGCCGCAGCAGCAGCCGGGGGCUCUUGAGAGGGCGCAGGCGGCGGCGAGGAAGGUGCGGGACGAGAUCAUUAAGGCUGGUGAGGGCGUUACAGGGUGGAAGAUAGCGCAGGCGGUGCUGGUGGCGCUCAAAGUGGAUUCCUGGGGCUCUCUUGGUGUCCAGCUCCAUGAAGUACCCCUCCUGCGCGACCUCUUCCUCGUCGAGGGCAAGGUGAAUACAUUCAUCCAUUGCUAUGUUGCAGCAAGGAAAAUUGUUUCAGUUUAUGAUUUAGAGUCUGAGAUAUGCAAAAAUGAGAGCAUUGGACAGUUUGAAGAGUUGGGGUUGGGGCCUUUUCUUCAGCAUCCACUUGUUGCACAUUAUUUUUCAGUACCUGCCGAUUUGUCCUUGGUACCUAAGCUUAGUAGUGACGAGAUUAUAAAUUGGCUUCAGAAGUUUAUGGACAACUCUAAAAAGAAAAUUACAGUGGAAAACUUCUUGGAUUAUCUUGCGGAGCAAAAGUCAGUCUCUGGAAAGGAAAACCUUGGUGUACGAAUACAAAGCUUGAGGUUGCAUAUUUCCUUUCUCCGGCAGGCCAGGAGAACUGAAGUGUCUGCUGUUAAAGUUCAAGGCAACACCAGUGGCUCAGGUGAUGGUAGUUGUGAGAAGGAUUUGGUGAAAAAUAGAAAAUUUCAUUUGAGCAAACAGGCAUUGGAUGAGAGGUUCAGUGCUAUAACUAGUCGUAUAAAGAAAUUACCAGGUAUCAAUAAGCACAUCCAUUUUGAUUCAACCGAUGAUGAAACUGAUGGUGAUUCUAGUUCUGAGGGUGAUGCAGUUGAUAACAGUGAGAGUAAAACUGGUUCUGCUGCUAUUGAUAACAAGGAUGUUGAUAAGCGUGUUAGUAGCUGUCCAUAUCCUUCAAAAACAGAAGAAAUGGAGCGUCUUGGCUUAAAGUCUGAAACGAGUAAAAAACCACCUUUGGAUAGUAGCAAGGUAAAAGAGAGUAGUAAAAAGGGUUAUACGAGAGAAAAAAGGAAAUCUGAAGAGAAUGGGAGCCCCACCUCUUCAUGCAAACGGCCCAAGAAGAAGCAAAAGGUUCAAAUGCAAAAGCAUGAGUUAUCACCUAAUUGUUUCUUGAGUAUAGGUAAGUUGGAGAAAUUCAUAACGACCUGGAAGGAAGCAUGCCGUGAACAUCCAGUUCAACAGGUUUUAGAGUUGCUAGCAAAUUACUAUGCGGAAACACCAAAGGAGAAGAAGAAAAUAAUAAAGUUUUUCUCCGAGUACCCUGGCAUUGGCUUCCUAAAUGUUGCCGUUAGAGCGAUGGGAUGUGGUCUGCUGGAUAGUCUUUAUGAUGCGAUCAAUGUCUUUAAUGAGAAUAAAUCAUCAUCAAAUAUUCCUGAUACCACCACUGAGCUUAUGGAAGUGGAGCCACCACCAAGUAAAAGAAAAUCAAAAUGUGUCGCGAAAGGAGACAAUGAUACCAAUGUUGGCAGCAAGGAUCCUGGAUGCAGUGUCACAGCUGAUGAUGUAAUCAGGAGAAUUACUGAAUUUUUUGAGUCCAAUCGUGGAGUGUCCAGAACCGAUGCUUCGCAAGUGAGAAAAUCUACAUUCUUGAGAACACUUCUCGAUUGUGAAACAUGCAUAACUGCUAAAUUUUCAGCCAACCAAUUUAGCGCUCUUGGCCAUGGUACUUUCCUCGAGUUCUUGGGGAAACAUGAGCAACAUUUACCCCCUAAGUUGAGCAGUUUCUUGAAAGUCGGAAAGUUAACACAUUCUUCAGUGGAAGUUUCUGUACUGCAGCAACAGAUUGAGGUUUUACUCUGCCAAGCUGGGGGUAAUUGGCUUGAAGAUGGUGAGUUUUCGGAGGAUAGUUUCUCUAAGCUUCUCAAAAGGCAAUUUCCAACUAUUAGCUUUGAUAUUGUGCAAGAUAAAUCUGGAGAAGGACUUCUUGAUUCUAUUGAGAGACAAAGGAAAAACAUAGAAAUAAAUAAUAUCAUGUUUUCUAUGUCUUUGUUGGAGAAACGGUGGUCUGGUAUUGUUCCAGGUAACCAUGAUACCGUUGAUGGGCUAAUGAAUGAUAUUCAACAAUCUUGUUCUGUAACAGUCUCCUCACAAGAAGCAAUUAAAUGUUUGCUUAAGGCUCCAAUGCUGUCAGAUCUACUUACUUGGUCGCAUUGGGAUUUGUUGUUUGCUCCCUCUCUGGGUUCCUUCAUGCACUGGUUGCUGAAUACAGGCCCAGUUCAAGAUCUAGCUUGCAUCGUGACCACAGAUGGUAGGUUUAUUAGAGUUGAUCCAUCUGCUACUGUUGACCAAUUUUUAGAAGGCAUUAUUCAAUGUUCACCAUUCCAAGUGGCAGUGAAGCUGCUUUCCUUGCUACAUGUUUAUAAUGGUUCUACCAACACUCCAAUUUCCUUGUUGAAGUGUUAUGCACAACGAGCAAUAGGCAUCAUAAUGGACAACGGUAAUGAUUUGCUGAACACUAAAUCUGAAGGCAAAUCCUUUAGUGCAAGGAACAUUUGGUCUGAUAUGUCAAAAGACAUUGACGACAUAGUUCAUCUGGUUGCCAAAUUUGUACUUGACUGUCUUGGUCAUCUACCUUCCGAAUUCCGGAGUCUUGCAGCAGAUGUUUUAUUGGCAGGACUUCGAACUAUCACGAAGAAUUGCUAUUCAGCCAUCUUGCUUGAAGCCACUGAAACCGGGCAGCUGUGCAUGCUUCAUGAUAUUGGGUUAUCACUUGGAGUAGCAGAAUGGGCUGAAGAUUGUCGCAGAUUAUGUUUAACUGACGAAAUUCAUGCAAAUAUAGAAAUGCAUGCUUCUUCUAGGCAUCCAUCAACUGCAUCUGGAGUUGCUAUAUGCGAAAACUCUAACUUGCUUAAUGCUACUGAUGUUGAUAUAAUGAAGAGGAGCAAGUCAUUGCCUGGCAAGGAUAAUCAAAUUGUUGCUGUAAGUAAAAACCAAAAUGUAUUAAAUAUCGUCACAGCAAAGCUUGAUACUGCAGAAUUCAUUACUAACAAAUCUCCCACCUUGGGAGAAGUGAAUCCUGAGGAAGCAACUCUAGUUAUUGAGACCAUACGCCGUGAAGAAUUUGGUUUGGAUCAGUCCUUAAGUUGCACUGAAAAUAGUUUGUUGAAAAAGCAGCAUGCUCGACUUGGCAGAGCACUUCAUUGUCUCUCACAAGAACUAUACUCCCAGGAUUCUCACCUACUUCUUGAGCUGGUACAGAAUGCUGAUGAUAAUACUUAUGUUGAGGAUGUUGAACCCACAUUAGCAUUUAUUCUUCAAGACAAUGGUAUUGUUGUUCUCAACAACGAGAGUGGCUUCUCCGCUGAAAAUAUUCGAGCACUUUGUGAUAUUGGUAGCUCAACAAAGAAAGGAUCCAACCAGGGUUAUAUUGGAAAUAAGGGCAUUGGAUUCAAAUCAGUAUUUCGGGUAACUGAUGCUCCCGAGAUCCAUUCAAAUGGUUUCCACGUGAAAUUUGAUAUUACAGAAGGCCAAAUUGGUUUUGUAUUGCCAACUGCAGUUGCACCUUACAAUACUGAUUCUGUAAGUAGAAUGUUAUCUGUUGAAGAUGUCAAGGACUCUUCUUCCUUCUGGAAUACUUGCAUUGUGCUUCCAUUCAGAUCAAAAUUCAAGGAGGGUACCGGCAUGCACUCCAUUGCAUCCAUGUUUUCAGAUCUCCACCCAUCUCUGCUCCUGUUCCUUCAUCGGCUAAAAUGCAUCAAGUUUAAGAACAUGAUGAAUGAUACGCUAUUGGUUAUGAGAAGGAAGGCCCUUGGUAACGGCAUUGUGAGAAUUUCAAAUGGGAAUGAUAUGAUGAGUUGGUUGGUAGUUAGCAAGAAGUUACAGGGCACAAUUGUACGCAAUGAUGUGUGCUCUACAGAGAUAGCUGUGGCAUUUACUUUGCAGGAGACUCAGAUGGGGGAGUAUGAGCCUUACUUGAAGCAACAACCCGUAUUUGCUUUUCUACCUCUAAGGAAUUAUGGUCUUAAAUUCAUUCUUCAAGGGGAUUUUGUCUUACCUUCUUCCAGAGAGGAGGUGGAUGCUGAUAAUGCAUGGAACCAGUGGUUGCUGUCUGAAUUUCCUUCUUUGUUUGUCAGUGCACAAGAAUCCUUUUGUGCUCUUCCUUGCUUCCAGGGUUGCCCUGGAAAGGCUGUUACAACCUUCAUGAGUUUUGUUCCUCUAGUGGGAGAAGUUCAUGGAUUCUUUUGUCAGCUACCUCACUUGAUCCUUUCAAAGUUACGUCUCACCCGUUGCAUGGUUUUAGAGGGCUCUAGUUCGCGAUGGGUCUACCCAUGCAACACUCUUCGAGGUUGGGAUGAACAGACUAGAAUAUUAAUUUCUGAUAGCUUACUUCUGGAGCAUCUUGGUCUUGGGUACCUAUCAAAAGAUAUAAUCAUAUCUGAUACAUUAUCAAGGGCCCUAGGUAUUCAUGAGUAUGGACCAAAAGUUUUGAUUGACAUCAUAUCAUCUAUUUGUCGAGUUGAUGGUUGUAUUGAGUCACUGGGGCUGGAAUGGCUAUGUGCUUGGUUCAUUUCUCUUCAUUUAUCAUUGAUGCACCAUUCUUCCAAAAAUCUUCCAUUAACCACAAGCCCUGAAGAUCUUUUGUGUGCUCUCAGAAAAAUACCAUGUAUUCCACUUUCAGAUGGUUCAUUUAGCUCUAUAGCAGAUGGACCCAUAUGGUUGCCUUAUGAUGUUCUCAAUUCAAAACCUGAUUCCAGAAGUAGUAUGCUGAACUUUCCUGUUCUAUAUAGUAACCUUCGGACAAUAAAACCCCGCCUUCUAUCUGUGUCUUGUCAAAACAAGUAUCUCACAGAAGAAAUGCGAGCAAACGACCUGAUGGACAUUCUGCUGAAGAUGGGAGUGCGGAAGUUGUCUGGACAUGAUAUUAUAAAAAAUCACAUCCUGGUGUCUUUGUCUAACAGUACAGAAGCUAAUGUGGCCAAUACAAUGAUGAUAGAGUAUGUGAGCUUUAUAAUGCUUCAUCUUCAGUCUCCUUGUGCAAGCUGUAACUUUGAAAAAGAAGAGAUAAUGUCAGAACUACGGAGGAGGCCUAUCUUACUUACGAACCAUGGCUACAAGUGCCCAUAUGAUGAACCAAUUCACUUCAGUAAAGAAUAUGGAAAUUCUGUGGACUUAUGCAAGUUACUUCUGAAUGUAGAAAUAAAAUGGAUUGAACUUGAUAGUUGCUAUUUGAUGAAUCGUGGUUCAGAUUCAUUACCACCAUUUGAACUUAAAAAAUGGAGGCAAUUUUUUGAGGAGAUGGGCGUGACUGACUUUGUUCAGGUAGUGAAAGUUGAGAAAAAUAUUUCCCAGGCUGAUUCUUCUCUUGCAGGAAGACUUUCUCAAGGUCAUCAUUCUGGAACACCCUGCAUUGUGUAUGACUGGGAGUCGCCAGAAUUGGUUAGCAUUUUGUCAACAUUUUCUUCCAAAAAAUGUCGAGAAAAUUGUGUGUAUCUUCUGGAGGUGCUUGACAAAUUCUGGGAUGCUCACUAUAGUGCAAAAGCUAGAAUCCAUGCAGAUGCGACACAUUCUGGUGAAAACAUAGCAGUUGAAUCGUCCUUUAUGAAUUCUAUUCGUACCUUCAAAUGGAUAGCAUCAGCUAUGGAUGAGGACCUUCAUUAUGCAACAGAUUUAUUUUAUAAUACUGAAGAUGUGCGUUCCAUUCUUGGUAGUGUGGCACCAUAUGCUGUACCUCAGGUAUGCAGCAGAUCACUUGGGAAAGAUAUUGGAUUCAAAAUAAAGGUAUCACAUAGUGAUGCUUUGAUGAUCCUCAAAUCCUGGAUUGCUUCACAGACUUCUUUUAGUGCAAGUAUGGACCAGAUGUGCAAAUUCUACACCUUUGUGUCAGAAGGUUUUGCCACUGCAACGAUUGACAUUAAACGGGAGUUUUUGUCUUGCUCCUCUAUAUUUACACCAUUAAACCGUGCUCGAUCUAAUGAUUUUGUUCCUGGAAAAUUCUUGUCCCCAAAAGAUCUGUAUUGGCAUGACCCAACAGGCUGUUCUGAAAUAAUAACAGAGAAAGUCAUUUCAAUGAAGAAUAAGAUUAGUAUGUUCCCAAGAAAGAUGCUAUCUUCAGCCUAUCCCAGCCUUUGCGAAUUCUUUACUGAGGCAUGUGGUGUACCAAAGGUUCCCAAGACAUCUGACUAUGUUGAUAUACUUUUAGGGCUGUCGAAUGCUGCAUUACCUUCAGAAGUAGCCAAUCAGGUCUUUCAUGUGUUUGCGAGGUGGGCUAAUGAUCUCCAUUCUGCAAAUGACAAUAUGAAUGAUAUAUUGUUCUUGGAAGGAUCUCUUCAAAAGUUGGAGACAACAAUACUGCCAACCUUGGGUGAUAAAUGGGUCUCUCUCCAUCCUUCUUUUGGCCUUGUUUGCUGGGUAGAUGAUAAUGAGUUGAUGCAACACUUUGAGGACUACAAUGGUGUUAACUUCAUACAAUUUGGAGAACUUUCUUAUGAAGACAAGCAACUGCUGUAUGGAAGAAUUGCUGCAUUGCUAAAAAGCCUAGGCAUCCCUGCACUUUCUAAGGUUAUUUAUCGUGAAGCAAUAUUUUACGGUACAGUGGAUAACAGAGAAAAGGUUACAGUAAUUUCUUGGCUAUUACCAUAUAUGCAACGCUACAUCUAUAAGAUGCAUAGAGAUACAUAUGUAAACUUUCAACAAAAUGAAAUCACGAAGCUUAGCAAUCUCCAAGUUAUUGUUGUUGAGAAGUUAUUCCACAAGUAUAAGCUGAAAGAACGUGAGAGUUCUUGUAAGAGAAGAUUCAAAUGCAAUUGCCUAUUGCAGGGAAAUAAUCUAUAUGCUACGCAAGAAGCUGAUUCACAUUCACUGUUUCUGGAACUGUCUAGACUUUUCUUUGAUGGAUCCCCUGAUCUGCACUUUGCGAACUUUCUGCACAUGGUCAAAACCAUGGCAGAUUCUGGCACCACAGCUGAACAAAUAGAGUCUUUUAUCGUUAAUAAUCAGAAUGUGCCUGAUUUGCCUGAGCAUGAAGCUGUUUGGUCCUUUUCUUCCUUGAUCAUAGCAGACCAAGAUGUUGAUUGCCAAAGAACUGAAUUCCAAUCUAUAUGUGACAGUCAGAAAACUGAAAUCCGAUCUACAUGUGAACUCAAUAUUUCCAAGCAUCAGAGAACGUCUGGAGUUGCUUCAAGUUGGCCACCAAACGACUGGAAAACAGCCCCAGAUUUCAUAACAUCUCACAAUAGCCAGUUUACACCCAAUCAAGAGACAAACUUGAACAAUGUUGUACCUUCGUUAGACUUAACCAAGACUCAGUGUGAAAACUCAGAAGAUAUUGUGGGUCCUGUUGAUCUUGAAGGGGAUUGGAUUACAGAAGAUGAUUUUGGAUCAGAAAAUACAGUACUUGCAGAACGUAUAGGGGCAACUGGCGAUGAGCCUCAUAUGGUGAUGUCGAUUAACUCUGCCAAUUUGCCGGCUUAUUUGGAUUUAGAAACCGGAAGCUCAGCAAACUCAGUGGUGGAUAUUGAGCUAACAGAAUUCAAUGAUAAACUGGCAAAUGUUUCGGAGAAGAGGGAUAGGCUCUGCAUAAAGGCUCCAGACAGAGACAAAUUAUUGAGAAUUGGCAAGCAAGGGGAAGCUGCAGCCCACCAACAUUUUGUUGAUCAUUUUGGAUCCAAUAAUGUCAGGUGGGUGAAUCAAGAAAAUGAAACGGGGUUGCCUUAUGACAUUGUUGUCACACACAAAUCGGGUUUCACAGAAUAUGUGGAGGUGAAGGCAACAACAAAUUCAUACAAAAAUUGGUUCUACAUUACAUUGAGGGAAUGGCAGUUUGCAUUAGAAAAAGGCAAUGCCUUUACCAUUGCUCGUGUUGUUCUGAAGGAUUCAAAGAAAGCAAAUGACAAAUCAAAUGUUCUCAUUUUGAAGAAUCCAUACAAACUUUGCCUGAACAAAUCAGUGUAUCUUGCCCUCAUAAUACCACAGCAAUAUCAAACAAAACGCCGUUACUUUGAAGGUAACUCGGAUUUGCAAAGUGAGGUAAACCAUUGAGAUCUGCAACUUUGGCUAAGCCUUUACUCAAUAGGAAGGGAGGUUGUGGGGAUUUUGCCACUGCACCUUUACUUCAAUAGGUACAAUCUGACAUACGCUAUAUCAGUUUUGUUUGGCUCCAUAUUUACCAACAUAGGGUUUUCCAUAGUAAGCUCAUUCUAUGCUUUCUGGAUAUACUACUUGUCGCGAUGGUUCUCGGCCAUGUCAUAGGACAUCACCUCGUCUAACUUGUAAUUUUAGCUGUUGUAACUAUUCAUCCAACUUUGUGGCCUCGGUUUUCAGUUCGAGGUUCUUGAUACAUGAACGUGCCUGAUCAUAAUGAAAAGUCCCAUUGCAAUUGUACAAA
Oryza sativa Japonica Group (Japanese rice) is the source of this 9020-nucleotide messenger RNA. RefSeq names its product protein NO VEIN. The record is from RefSeq and is a predicted model, not a curated record. Gene Ontology annotation, cellular component: nucleus. NCBI's taxonomy places the organism in Eukaryota, Viridiplantae, Streptophyta, Magnoliopsida, Poales, Poaceae. Gene Ontology annotation, biological process: embryo development ending in seed dormancy; leaf vascular tissue pattern formation; root development.